Molecule: messenger RNA, 1003 nt
Organism: Thrips palmi
Lineage: Eukaryota; Metazoa; Arthropoda; Insecta; Thysanoptera; Thripidae
Product: glycolipid transfer protein
Exons: 5
Coding region: 158-814 (218 amino acids)
Biological process (GO): ceramide transport; intermembrane lipid transfer
Cellular component (GO): cytoplasm; cytosol; membrane
Molecular function (GO): ceramide 1-phosphate transfer activity; ceramide 1-phosphate binding
Source: RefSeq, a predicted model, not a curated record
GGCUGCGCUGGCCGGCGGCGGCAGUUUCGGCCAGUUUCGGUGCAUCGCGUUGGCAGCACUGCUCGCAUUGUCGCUGGCUCUGUUUUUGUUUACGUGCGGCACCGGCCUCGAGCGGAACCUCCACUUGGGCGCAACGCCCGCCGCUCCGCUCGCCGUCAUGAUGGACGCCAGCCAGGACAGCAUCUUCGCCGCCGAGCUGCGGCCCUUCCCGGACCCCGUCGACGGCAAGAUCUCCACCGUGCCGUUCCUGGAGGCGGCCGCCGGGGUCGUCAAGCUGGUCGAACUGCUGGGGCAGGUCUUCGCUCCGGUGCGCUACGACAUCAAUGGGAACAUUCAGAAACUUACCGCCAAGUACAAUGAGGAUGAGAAGAGGUUCGAGUUCCUCAACGACAUGCUCCUGUUCGAGAAGGCGCAGGGCUGCAAGGCGACGGCCAUCGACGCCCUGCUGUGGCUCCGGAGAGCCCUGCACUUCGUCCACAAUUUUUUGCGAUCUGUGGCGACCGAGUGCAGAGACAACAACUGGGGUGAAGACCUCAGCACCAACGUGCAGACGUCGUACAGAGAGACCCUCGAGAUGCACCACGGAUGGAUCGCGCAAAAACUUUUCGGGGUCUUAUCGAAAAUGAUACCAAAACGAAGCCAGCUCAUCAAAGCUUUUGCUCUAAGCAAGGAAGAGGAAGUCACAGAAGAGAAAAAACAAGUUAUUAUAGAGGAAUUGGAAAGGUUUCUUGUUGUUUUGAAUACGAACCUGACCGUUCUAAGCAAAUUUUAUGAUGAUUUUAAAUUGAUGCCAGGCAACGCGAAAUGUGCGUAAAAUUGCCGAGAGGACGCGUCCAUGACUGAUCAGUAUUAUUGCCGCGUUUUAUGUGAUUUGACUCGGGUUUUUAUUGUCAUGUUAUUAUUGUGAUCGAACGCCCCUGUGAUUAAGGUAUGGUUGUGGUGACUGAUCUAGUGUCGUCUGUCAAACUUUCCCAUUAAAGUGUGUGUGUGUUGAACGCAAAAA